Molecule: messenger RNA, 1482 nt
Organism: Linum tenue
Lineage: Eukaryota; Viridiplantae; Streptophyta; Magnoliopsida; Malpighiales; Linaceae
Source: the annotation of a GenBank genome assembly
AUGACGGAAUCCGAUGGCCGGCCGCUUCCCACUACGACGACGCCUCACGUUUUGAUCUUCCCUUUCCCUGCGCAAGGCCACAUCACCUCCAUGCUCAACUUAGCCGAGCUCCUCUGCCUCUCCAACCUCAGAGUCACCUUCCUCAACUCUGACUACAACCACCGCCGCCUCCUCCAGUUUACCUCCGUCCAAUCCCGUUUCGCUGUCUACCCCGAGCUCUUCUACAUGCUGGGCAUCGCCGACGGCCUGCCUAUCGACCACCCCCGCAGCGGCGAGCAGAUUCUCGACCUCUUCGAAUCCAUGAGAUCGGUAACCAAACCCUUGUUCAAGGAUUUGCUUCUCUCGAUUCGCCCGCCGCUCGACUGCGUGAUUAGCGACGGAGGUCUCGACUUCCCUCUCGAUGUUGCCGGCGAGGUCGGGAUCCCGGUCGUUCAUUUCCGUACAAUCGGCGCCAGCUGCUUCUGGACUUAUUUCUGCAUCCCUGACUUGAUUGAAGCCGGCGAGCUCCCAAUCCAAGGAGGGGAAGAAGAAAUGGACAGACUGAUAACCAAAGUUCCCGGAGCAGAGGGAUUUCUCAGAUGCAGAGAUCUCCCGAGCUUGUGCCGCGGAAGAGAUCUCUAUCAUCCCUACCUCCAAGGUAUGGUUUCCGCUACUAGACUGUCCUCCAAAGCUUAUGCGCUGAUCCUCAACACAUUCCCUGACUUAGAAGGUCCAAUUCUCACCCAAAUCAAUUCUCACUGCCACAAGAUCUACCCAAUUGGACCCAUCCACGAGCACUUACGAACAAAGCUCAAGAAGCUGAAACCCACCCAAGAAUCAUCCUCGUCGUCGUCGUCGAGUCUCUGGGAAGAAGACAGAACCUGCUUGGGAUGGCUAAACGGGCAGCCUCCGAAAUCCGUCCUUUAUGUGAACUUCGGCAGCAUUACAGUGAUGAAAGCAGAGGAUAUAAUCGAAAUCUGGCACGGUCUCAUCAACAGCAAGCAGCGAUUCUUAUGGGUUAUGAGGCAGGGCUCGGUCGUCGCCGAGCUUGGAAGCAACAGCAGCACCAGCACUUUCCCUGAAGAGCUGGUGAAAGAGUAUCCAGGCGAAGAACACAUGGUGGUGUCAGGGUGGGUGCCGCAGAAGGAAGUGCUGGAUCAUGGCGCCGUGGGUGGGUUUCUGACGCACAGCGGGUGGAACUCGACUCUGGAGACGAUUGUGGCUGGUGUGCCGAUGAUUUGCCUGCCGUAUUUCGCCGACCAGCAAGUGAACAGCAGGUUUACGAGCGAGGUGUGGAAGCUUGGGCUGGAUAUGAAGGAUGCUUGCGAGAGGAAGGUGGUGGAGAAGGUGGUGACUGAAUUGAUGGGGGAGAGAAGGGAAGAGUUGGGGUCGAGGGCGGCGAGGAUGGCCGAGUUGGCGAGACGGAGUGUUGGUUUGGAUGGGUCGUCGGAUCGGAAUCUGGAGGCUUUGAUUGAGGAUAUCAGAUCGAUGAGGAGGUCGUAA